AUGGGUAUAGAGAAUGUGAUAACAGGAGGACUUGCAGUAAUAAACUGGCCUUUGUACGAGGGCAUGUUGUUGAGGGAAGGACAAAGGGAAGAUGGCAAGGACCGUGAUAGUCAAAGCAUUUGUCUUAGCUUUGACUGCUUUGCACUUGUUGUAUUGAAAGAUAGAACCAAUAUAUUGAUACAAUGGGCAUAA
Messenger RNA from Eruca vesicaria subsp. sativa (arugula), 192 nucleotides. Lineage: Eukaryota; Viridiplantae; Streptophyta; Magnoliopsida; Brassicales; Brassicaceae. The record is from the annotation of a GenBank genome assembly.